Molecule: messenger RNA, 785 nt
Organism: Acipenser ruthenus (sterlet)
Lineage: Eukaryota; Metazoa; Chordata; Actinopteri; Acipenseriformes; Acipenseridae
Product: zona pellucida sperm-binding protein 1-like
Exons: 5
Coding region: 28-708 (226 amino acids)
Biological process (GO): prevention of polyspermy; binding of sperm to zona pellucida
Cellular component (GO): egg coat
Molecular function (GO): structural constituent of egg coat; acrosin binding
Source: RefSeq, a predicted model, not a curated record
CAUUACUAGAGGCUCCAUCUAAAAGCAAUGGUGUGGAUCACACACCGUCCUUCUCCUAUACUGUGUUCAGUGCUCCACUCUCUUUCUACCCCCAGUCUCCUUGUGGAAUGUCGUUAUUCUAAAGGGAACGUGGCCAGCACUGGGUUCCUGGUGAAGACCCCCACAGCCCUCCGCCCUGCCCCUCACCUGGGGGUGUUUCAGGUGCAGUUACAGAUUGCUAAAGAUGGGACUUUCUCCCAGUUCUACCCCUCCUCCAGCCUGCCCGUGAGUCUCCUCCUGGGGAGCAGAGUUUACCUUGAGCUGCGUCUGAUCAACCCCACUGACCCCAGCCUGGUUCUGCUGGUGCACUACUGCAUUGCUUACCCACGCUCCUCCAGUGCUGUGUGGGUGCUGCUGUACCAGGGUUGUCCCAAUGUCCUGGAUUACGGCAGCUCUGCUUCGCUGCACGUCGACGGCCAGCCCCCCAACUCCCACUCCAAAUUCAGACGACGCUUCAGUCUCCGGACAUUCCAGUUCCUGAGCAGUGGGCUAGCCCUGGACGAGGAGAUCUCCUUCAUGUGCUCCACUGAAGUCUGUUCUCCAGACCAGCGCGUCUGCAAUGAGGGUUGCUUUGAUGGGAGAGAUACUCCCAUCUCGAUAGACCCCAGUAUGAGACUGCGCUGUGCUGGUAAUCCCUGCCCGGGGAGGGUGCUGCUGGAGGGAGGCUAGUGAAGGAGCUCAGAGCCCAGGCAGGAAACGCAGCCCUAAGACUACAGUAACCAUUUCAAAUAAAGAGAACAAACCCA